Molecule: messenger RNA, 1065 nt
Organism: Aspergillus nidulans FGSC A4
Lineage: Eukaryota; Fungi; Ascomycota; Eurotiomycetes; Eurotiales; Aspergillaceae
Exons: 3
Coding region: 1-1065 (354 amino acids)
Source: RefSeq, a predicted model, not a curated record
AUGGAUGGUGAUCUUCGACGCAUGAAGCAGGAUGAACAGCAAGGCCAAUACGCAAGUCAACCGGGCGUGUCCCGUCGCUCUGCUUCCAGAUCAACCGACAGAACGGCAGAACGAAUUAGACAGGCCGCGUUCAAUCCAACACGUGGAGACCCAUCGCAGGCCGCUGGAAGACCACGAAUGCCUGCAUACAUGGACUAUGGAUACACAGACAGCACCUUUCAAGGCGGUGCGUUGCAGGAGGACGAAUUGCAACCGUAUCCGCCGACGUUGCGCGACCACCAGCAGCGCCAGCAACCCUUUCCUUCAUAUGAGUCCGAGCUAGUAUACAACCUCGGGCAGCAGGGCCCAACGCAGACUCCGUACGAGGUCGUGCCACAAUUUUCGUCACGGCAUUCUGCAUCUCUCGAUUCACUCUCCGGCCAAUUUCCUGUUCCACAGUAUUUUGCUCCCAAUGAACCGUCAGGCACCGGGCUCCCUUCGCAUUACCUGCCACCGGGGCUUUCUCUGUCCGCAUAUAAUCAGCCGGGGCCCAUUGGACGGUCGAGCGCAACGCAGCCCUUUCCCGCAACCAUGGCGGACAUGACCCCCGUGGGGGCGGCGGGACAACAGCAGGCGCUAUCGCAGUCGCAGCCGCAGGCCUUGCCUGAGCCUCCACCGUCAGCUGAACCACUUCGACAAUUUCAGCGAGCAUUACGAGUGACCGUCGAUCAUACGCGAGCCGGUCAAUUGGUAGAGGCUAGUCAAUCGUUGCUGGAUAUCUCCGAGUGGCUGGUGGCUACUGCACGGGAGCUCGGUAUUUUGCGGGAUGACCAAAUGCUCCACUCUGAUCGAUUGAAAUUAUGGAAUGAUUUCAAUAUUUGCUGGUUGGCAAUAUGCCAGAGGCAGAAAGACAUGACGCAGGAUUUGCUCCAGACAGGCCGCCAAGCACCCCGAACUAGUCUUCUCGACGUCGAGAUGUUGGAUUCCAUGGGCAAGCAGUUAAUACAUUUUUGUGAUCAACUGGAGCAGCAUGGCCUGGUAGAUUACCAAAUGGGUUGUUCUGCAGCCAGUGAGGUAUUGGGAUGA